Messenger RNA from Symphalangus syndactylus (siamang), 2833 nucleotides. RefSeq names its product tripartite motif containing 40 (gene TRIM40). The record is from RefSeq and is a predicted model, not a curated record. NCBI's taxonomy places the organism in Eukaryota, Metazoa, Chordata, Mammalia, Primates, Hylobatidae. Gene Ontology annotation, molecular function: zinc ion binding.
UGGCGGCGUUUUAGAAAAGCUGUAUUUGAAAAGCAACCGAUUGGGGUGAAGGUGGGGGGAGCGGAAUCCUGAUUAUACUGUCCCAAUUUCUGUUGAGGUGGGCUUUUAAAAGAAAUCCCAACUCACACAUUCGAUCAGAGCGCAAGCCUUGCCCCUGGAAUUCUGGAGCAGCCGCAAAGAUAGAACUCAAAACGACCCGAGCCCCGGAGCCGCAGCCCCUCGGGACGGUUACGAGCAGAGCUUCCAAGGGGAACGCUGGGCACUGGGCGGGGGCUCUGCUUCUCACCUGUUCCUUCUCUAUCCACUGAGCCCUGACACGUAGGACCAGCGCUACUAACAGACUUGUUUUCCGGUUCAGCUCCCCUUAGGGCUCCUGUGGGAAACCGACCCUAUCUGGGGAGCCUGUCUGGGCCACUCCCAUUGCCGGAGAACUCUCCUGGGGCGGAGAAAUGGCCCAGGUGUAUGAAAAAUAAUUUCAAGUUUAACAAAUACAAGGAAACCGCAGGGUCCAUGUCAAAGCUGAUGAGCUAUUUCUGAAACUCGUGCAGAAUUGCGGUUUGUGUGGUCUAUGUCACGGCACCCUUGAUGGAGAGUGGGCAAUUGCCUGAACUUGGAGGCUGUGUCCUGUCCUCCAGGCUGCUCCAGGGCUGCCUCCUUCCGGCUGGGCCUUCUUAUCUGGGACUGUUGAGGGCGACAGGCCUUCCGAAGACCAGUGAAGAAGGAGGCCCUGCAGACAGGAGGCUGACAGGGUAGGAACGAGGCCAUGAUCGCUUUGCAGAAGGACAACCAGGAGGAGGGUGUCUGCCCCAUCUGCCAGGAGAGCCUGAAGGAGGCCGUGAGCACCAACUGCGGACAUCUCUUCUGUCGAGUGUGCCUGACACAGCACGUGGAGAAGGCCUCAGUCUCCGGGGUCUUCUGCUGCCCUCUCUGCCGGAAGCCCUGUUCCGAGGAGGUGCUAGGGACAGGCUAUAUCUGCCCCAACCACCAGAAGAGGGUGUGCAGGUUCUGUGAGGAGAGCAGACUUCUUCUAUGUGUGGAAUGCCUGGCGUCCCCUGAACACAUGUCUCAUCAUGAACUGACCAUUGAAAAUGCCCUCAGCCACUAUAAGGAACGACUCAAUCGCCGGAGCAGGAAGCUCAGAAAAGACAUUGCUGAACUUCAGCGGCUCAAGGCUCAGCAGGAGAAGAAACUGCAGGCUCUGCAGUUUCAGGUAGACCAUAGGAACCACAGGCUGGAGGCUGGGCUGGAGAGCCAGCACCAAACCAGGGAACAACUGGAUGCCCUCCCUCAGCAGUGGCUGGGCCAGCUGGAGCACGUGCCAGCAGAAGUGGCCAGAAUCCUUGACAUCUCCAGGGCAGUAACACAGCUCAGCAGCCUGGUCAUUGAUCUGGAGAGGACGGCCAAGGAAUUAGACACCAACACACUGAAGAAUGCUGGUGACUUACUGAGCAGGAGUGCUCCACAGAAAUUAGAGGUUAUUUAUCCCCAGUUGGAGAAAGGAGUCAGUGAAUUGCUUCUUCAGCCACCCUCAGAAGCUCUGACCUGUUCAUCCCUGGGACACCUCACUUCAGGCUCACCUCAGCCUCCUCUCUCUCCUUCCUCCAACCUGUCCAGGCCCCCAUUAGAUCUACCCAGUGCAUCUUCGGGCCUGCCAGCGCCUGAACGUGUCACCAUUUCUUCAUGUCUACAGUCAUCGUCCGAUGCCUGACCCUCUGACUCUUGGACAAUAGCCAGCCUCCUUCCAGGACAGGCUCAUGCUUGGGGCUGCCACUGUGGAGGUUGGGGCCCAUGGUCUCCAGGAGCAUUUGUGAAAUCUCCAUUUUGCCUGUGAACUGAUGGUAGUGCCCAUCUCUCACAAUCUCAUUAAAAUAGUAUCCUCCAAGCCUCUGAAUGGCCUGAGCUUAUCAGCAGUGACGCCACCUCACAUGUGGAGCCCAGCUGAGCUCCUGCAGUACUUGUUGUCUGUACCACUCACCUGACACUUAUUUAUUAUUGUUGUGGAAGACAGACUCAAAGCCUCCCUUCCUGAUCCUCACCUCUUGGAAUUCAUGCCCUUGUUUGGUCCCCUCCCCUUGAGUGUAAGUGGGAUCUAUGACUUGCUUCUAAUCAACAGAACAAGGCAAAGGUGAUAGGGUGUGAAUCUGGCAACUGUGUUGCAUUGUAUAGAACUCCUCCUUGCUGGCAGACCCAUUUAGAGCCCCUCCUAGGAGCCAAGAGCAGCCUCCAGCCAACAACAAGCAGAGGCCCUCAGUCUUGUGGCUGCAAGGACCUGAAUUCUGCCAACAACCUGAGUGAGCUUGGAAGCAGAUUCUUCCCCAGCUGAGCCGGAUGAGAACCUAGUCCAGCCAACACCUUGAUUAUAGUCUUGUGAGUACCUAAGCUGAGGACCCAGUGAAGCUGUGCCAAAAUUUCUCACCCACAGAAAUAGUGCAACAAUACAUGUGUGUGUGUGUUUUUGUUUUUUGUUUUUGUUUUUGAGAUGGAGUCUCACUCUGUCGCCCAGGCUGAAGUGCGGUGGUGCAAUGUUGGCUCACUGCAACCUCUGUCUCCUAGGUUCAAGCAAUUCUCCUGCCUCAGCCUCCCUAGUAGCUGGGAUUAUAGGCACCUGCCACCACACCAGCUAAUUUUUUGUGUUUUUAGUAGAGACUGGGUUUCACCAUGUUGGCCAGGCUGGCCUUGAACUUCUGACCUCAGGUGAUCCACCCACCUUGGCCUCCCAAAAUGCUGGGAUUACAGGCGUGAGCCACCGAGCCUGGCCAUCUGUUGUUUUAAGGCAGUAAAUUUGUGGUAAUUUUUAUAGAGUAAUGGACAAUGAAUACAAUUGUAUAUUAGU